AAAAAGCAAGAAAAAUCGGUUCCUCAACGGAAGAGAGCCUGAGCGAUCUCACAGACUCCGAGAGAGAGAGAGAGAGAGAGAGAGAGAGAAAGCCGCCGGAAUAUUCCUUAAGCUAUCAGCGAUCCUGCCGGAAGGAGUUUACGGUGAUCGGAGGCGCGUGUGCGUGUUCGGAUCCGGCGAAGGAGCAGGGAUGGUGAAUUCUAUGGUGGAGCGCGCCACGAGCGACAUGCUCAUCGGUCCUGAUUGGGCCAUGAACAUCGAAAUCUGUGACAUAUGCAACCACGACCCUGUGCAAGCAAAGGAUGUUGUUAAAGGCAUAAAGAAGCGUCUUGGAAGUAGGAAUUCAAAAGUUCAACUUCUUGCCCUUACUCUUUUGGAAACAAUUAUAAAGAAUUGUGGAGAUAUUGUUCAUAUGCAUGUUGCAGAGAAAGACCUCCUUCAUGAGAUGGUAAAAAUAGUUAAAAAGAAGCCGGACUAUCAUGUCAAAGAGAAGAUACUGAUAUUGAUAGAUACCUGGCAAGAAGCUUUCGGUGGCCCAAGAGCAAGAUAUCCACAAUAUUAUGCUGCAUAUCAGGAAUUGUUGCGUGCUGGAGCAGUAUUCCCCCACAGGUCUGACGCAGCUGCUCCUGUAUUUACACCUCCUCAGACGCAACCAUUGUCGUCACUCCCUCAAAAUCUGCAAAAUCUAGAUAAUCCGAGAGACAUACCUGAGCCUUCUGCAGAGCCCGAUUUCCCAACAUUAACCUUGACUGAAAUUCAGAAUGCACGGGGUAUUAUGGAUGUCCUGGCGGAAAUGCUAAGUGCUAUAGAUCCAGAGAACAGAGAGGGGCUUAGACAAGAGGUUAUCGUUGAUCUAGUUGAACAGUGUCGUACAUAUAAACAAAGGGUGGUACACCUUGUUAACUCGACCUCGGAUGAAUCACUUCUGUGUCAAGGACUAGCACUUAAUGAUGACUUGCAGCGUCUUCUUGCCAAACAUGAAGCUAUUGCUUCAGGCAAUCCAGUUCAACCAGAUAAACCCAAGGCAGAACCUUCUGGAAAUCUUGUAGAUGUUGGUGGUCCUCUUAUCGACACUGGAAGUGAUAACAAACAGCUUGAUGGGAGAUCCACUUCAGGUGCUGGUGCAAGCUCAAACCCACUUAAUCAGUUAUUACUUACUGGACCUCCAACUACUAAUGGUGCAACUCCUACGACAAAGGUUGAUCCCAAGAUGGAUCUUCUUAGCGGAGAUGACUUUGGCUCACCAAAGGCAGAUUCGCUGGCUCUUGUUCCUGUAGGUGAUCAACAGACAAGUAGUGCUCCUGUAUCCAAUGCCCUUGUUCUUAUGGACAUGUUUUCUGACGGUAACAGUGCCCCAAAUCCUCCUCAUGCGACCAACCAAACCAGUCCAUUAAACCCUCAAUUUCAACAGCAGCGGAAUUUUCAAGGCACACAAGGGGGAACUCACCCAAAUGGAAUUGUCCCAAACAUGGGAGCACCACAGUAUGAGCAGUCACAGUACGCGCAAGGUGGUGGUCCUGCUUGGAAUGGUCAGAUGCAGCAGCCAUCUUCACCAGGAUAUGGUUCACCAACCAGUGGAUCACUACCACCACCCCCUUGGGAGGCUCAGUCAGUAGAUGAUGGAAGCCCAGUAGCAGGUUCUCCAUAUGCACCACCAAUGCAAGUCACUCAAGUGGUUGUCACACAUGCACAGGGUGGUUUCGUUCCACAGGGUCCUCAACGGUCAACUAGUGACCCGGUAGUUGGUAUGUACAUUCAACCAAUUACAAGUAACCAUUUGUCGGCAAUCAAUCAGCAGGUUGCUCCAAGCAGUCAGUUGGGUUUGGCACCUCCUCAACCACUUCAAGGUCCAUCUAUGGGUAUGGUUCCACAGCCACCUACUCAAGCCGGUCAAAUGUCAUCUGCGUACCCUCAACAAAUGUAUGGCAAUCAAAUAACCCCCUAUGGCUAUGAUCAGCAACAACAAGCACAAUACUUUCAGCAGCAGCAUCAACAAGGGCAAUAUUAUCAGCAGCAGCAUCAACAAGCGCAAUACCUUCAGCAGCAACAGCUUCAUGCGCAAUACUAUCAUCAGCAACAGCAGCAGCAGCAGCAGCAGGCGCAUUAUCUUCAGCAGCAGAUGCACGGUAUGUCUGUCAAUGAUAAUGGUAUGAGAAACGCCUACCAGGCUCCUACAUCAUCGUAUAACCCGCCUAGCAGGCCAGCCAAGCCAGAGGACAAGCUGUUUGGAGACCUUGUUGAUUUUGCAAAACUGAAACCAUCAAAACCGACUGCCGGCACAACUGGUAGUCUCUGAAAUUGUUGGUGGUUUUUGCCCCUUCCCCAUUAUUUUGGCCACCUUAGUUGAUUUGCCUUUUUUUUUUUUUUUUUCUCUUUCGUUAUAUAUAAUUUUUAUAUGAGAUUUUGGCUCCAAAUUUGGGUUAGCACAUUGUAUGGCAUUGGGAUCAUGUACAUUCUUUGUAGAAAAAAGAAAAAAGAAACCCAGACAAAAAAGGGAGGCCUUGUGGAUUAGAUUGAAUUUAUGAAAUUUGCUUUUGUCA
This is a messenger RNA of Argentina anserina (silverweed cinquefoil), 2540 nucleotides long. Its product is annotated as TOM1-like protein 9. Bases 191 to 2296 code for a protein of 701 amino acids. Gene Ontology annotation, biological process: protein transport to vacuole involved in ubiquitin-dependent protein catabolic process via the multivesicular body sorting pathway. Lineage: Eukaryota; Viridiplantae; Streptophyta; Magnoliopsida; Rosales; Rosaceae. The record is from RefSeq and is a predicted model, not a curated record. Gene Ontology annotation, molecular function: phosphatidylinositol binding; ubiquitin binding. The transcript is spliced from 10 exons.